Molecule: messenger RNA, 1233 nt
Organism: Scomber japonicus (chub mackerel)
Lineage: Eukaryota; Metazoa; Chordata; Actinopteri; Scombriformes; Scombridae
Product: piggyBac transposable element-derived protein 4-like
Exons: 1
Coding region: 1-1233 (410 amino acids)
Source: RefSeq, a predicted model, not a curated record
AUGUGGAGAAGAGAGUGGCCCUACAAUUUCACAUUUCCACGGAGCUACAUGACCAGAGACACAUUUGAAGCAAUGUUUUGGUCUCUUCAUCUAUGUGACAUCAAAGAGGAUGAAGAGAAUCAAAAAAAGAAGGGAACACCUGAGUACGACCGCCUGUUCAAAAUCAAACCCCUCUACAGCCAGAUUGUCACUGCUUGCAACUCGCUCUUCCAGCCAUGCAGGGAAAUAAGCAUCGACGAGCGUAUGGUGGCAAGUAAAGCGAGAAUUGGCUUCAGGCAGUUCAUGAGAGACAAGCCAACUAAGUUUGGAUACAAACUGUUUGUGUUGGCUGAAUCCUGUUCUGGAUAUACGUGGAAUUUCUUUGUUUACCAAGGAAAAACUGCCAAUGUCCAGGGGGAGGGUCUCAGCUUCACAUCAGUCAUGGACCUAAUGAACUUUGCACUGCUGGGAAAAGGUUACCACUUGUAUGUGGACAACUUUUAUACAAGUCCAGCACUGUUCCAGCAACUUGCCACCAAUCACACAGCAGCUUGUGGAACUAUCCGCCAGACCCGCAUUGGCUUUCCCAAAACAAAAGUCAACGACCUACCAAAGAAGGCUGAGAGGGGAGACAUGAGGUGGCUGCGGAAGGACAACCUCCUCUUUGUCAAGUGGAAGGACACAAAGGAGGUGACGGUGUGCAGCAGUGUCCACAAGGCGUACAGUGGAGACUCCACACGCAGGAGAGUAAAGGAGGAUGGACAGUGGCACAACAAAAACAUUCCUGUUCCUGAUGCAGUAAGGGAUUAUAACAGGUACAUGGGAGGGGUGGACCUGUCAGAUGCCAUGAUCCAGUACUAUUCUGUUCGAGGGAAGACGAUGAGAUGGUACAAGACUUUUUUCUACCAUUUUGUAGAUAUUGCCGUCGUCAACUCCUACAUCCUCUUCAAGCUCUUGGCCAUCGGACGAGGAGAGACUCCCAUGAGCCACAAAAGAUUCAGGGAGGUCCUCAUGAAGGAGAUGGUAGAUGAGGCCCAAGCUGCAGUUGCUGCUGCUGCCCCCCGCCCAUCUCUCAGCACUACCUGUAUGCCCAUGUACUUUGGACAAACUGCCACUGACCAGCGGAGGGUCUGUGUGGUGUGCAAGGACCAGGGGAGAAAGGUGAAGACACCGGUGUACUGCAGCAAGUGUGAUGUUGCUCUGUGUUUCACCUCAAGCCGGAACUGCUUCAAAGACUACCAUCUUAGGAUGUAA